Mollisia scopiformis is the source of this 435-nucleotide messenger RNA. RefSeq lists its product as uncharacterized. The record is from RefSeq and is a predicted model, not a curated record. NCBI's taxonomy places the organism in Eukaryota, Fungi, Ascomycota, Leotiomycetes, Helotiales, Mollisiaceae. The transcript has a single exon. The annotation marks the transcript as partial.
AUAACGCGCAUCUCCACCAUCUACCAAAUCUGGUUCCUCUACCUCGAACCCGUCAUGGCCCUCGCUGGCACCUACCUCUGUGUCUUCCAACCCGAUCGUAUGCUAAUUGGAACCGUCCCUCUCCCGGCAAUCACCAUAGCAUCUCCAAUAACCAUCACGCCCUUGAUGCAAUUGCUCCUGACCAACAUCGGGGCCCUUUACGUCCUGUUUGCCAUCAAUGAAGGACUGGUCCUCAGACUGACGAAAGAGAAGAAUGUCUGGUUGGCGGUCAUUGGCGCGAUGUUGGUGAGCGAUGUGGGGCAUAUUUGGGCUGUCUAUCAGAUUGCGCCGACGAGGAUGGGGGAGUUCAUGGCUUGGAACUCGGACGAGUGGAUUAAUUAUGGGACAUUAUGGUUUGGUGUUGGAUUGAGGGCAGUGUUCAUGAUGGGGUUUGGG